UUCCUCCCUCACUCUGUUCGGCGUUCAACACGGAAAAAAAAAAAAAAGAAAGAAAUAAAUACAGAGAACUAACGCAAAGCUCAACCUCAAGUUCAAGUUCGAAAAUUUUAAUUUACUCUAGUUUAAUAUAAUGAAGCUAAUCUUGUUUCUUCUAUAUAUUUCUCUCACUUUAUCCUCAGUUCUCUCUAGAGGCGGCCUUUCAGGUUCAGCUACAAGGCUUUUACUCGAGGAGAAUCACUCGCACAAUAGUGACAGUAUUGAUAAGGCUAAAGGUUACAUGACUAAUUAUGAUCUGGAGCAAGCUGUCAAGGAUUUUGGGCGUAGAUGUAGUAACAUUUCUAGGAUUUACAGUAUUGGAAAGAGUGUGAAUGGAUUUCCACUGUGGGUGAUGGAGAUUUCGGACAAGCCUGGUGCGGAAGAGCCUGAACCUGCAUUCAAGUUCAUUGGGAAUGUCCAUGGAGAUGAACCUGUUGGUCGUGAAAUUACAUUACUUCUUGCAAACUGGCUAUGUGACAACCAUAUGAAAGAUCCCUUGGCUAAAUUGAUUGUAGAAAAUGUGCACCUUCAUAUACUUCCAUCAUUGAACCCUGACGGGUUUGCACUCAAGAGGCGUGGUAAUGCUAAUAAUAUCGAUCUAAAUCGAGAUUUUCCAGACCAGUUCUUUCCUAUGAACAAUGAUGAGGAUGCACGACAACCUGAAACAAGGGCAAUAAUGACUUGGUUGAGGGAGAUGCAUUUCACGGCCUCAGCCACUUUGCAUGGGGGUGCACUUGUUGCAAAUUAUCCAUGGGAUGGCACUCAUGAUAAAAGGAGAAAUUAUUAUGGAUGUCCUGAUGAUCAAACAUUCAAGUUCUUGGCAAGCUCAUAUAGUCAUUCUCACCGUAACAUGUCAUUGAGCAAAGAAUUUCACGGAGGGAUUAUAAAUGGAGCAUUUUGGUAUCCAAUAUAUGGUGGCAUGCAAGAUUGGAAUUACAUUCAUGGUGGUUGUCUUGAAUUGACCUUGGAGAUAAGUGACGACAAAUGGCCUAAUGCUAAUGAGCUUCCAACUAUUUGGGAAUACAACAAAAUUAGCAUGCUUAAUCUUGUUGCAAGUGUUGUAAAGACUGGAGUUCAUGGAAGGAUAUUUUCAUCAGACAGUGGAAGGCCAAUACCUGGCUCAAUCACAAUCAAGGGAAUAAAUUACAUGGUUAAAUCUGGUAGAGCAUUUGCUGAUUACCAUCGGCUACUUGCACCAGGCAAGAAGUACGAAGUUAUAGCCUCAGCGCCAGGGUACAAAUCAAAGUCAACCACCAUCUGGUUGGAAGAAGAAGCUGUGACAGUAGAUUUCAUUCUUGAUCCAGAUGAAACACUUGAGGGCAAUUUACUACGAAGCAUCUGUGACUGCGGCAGUGGUGUAACAACCAAGUUUUAUUGGAGGUUUCACAUCGAAAUUUGUUUUUUCCUGGUAAUAGUCUUAGCUUUCCUAUGCUUUUUAUUAAAGAGGAGAACCUUAUUCACCCUUGGAAAGCAGAGACAACCUCCGAAAAGGUCAGUUAUGAUAUGACUUAGAAACAUUCUUCCAUAUUUUGUACCAUUGAAAGAAAUAUAUAAACAUUCAUUUUUGUUCA
Mangifera indica (mango) is the source of this 1607-nucleotide messenger RNA. Its product is annotated as carboxypeptidase SOL1. The record is from RefSeq and is a predicted model, not a curated record. The transcript has 15 exons. Bases 131 to 1543 code for a protein of 470 amino acids. Lineage: Eukaryota; Viridiplantae; Streptophyta; Magnoliopsida; Sapindales; Anacardiaceae. Gene Ontology annotation, molecular function: zinc ion binding; metallocarboxypeptidase activity. Gene Ontology annotation, biological process: proteolysis.